Molecule: messenger RNA, 2577 nt
Organism: Syngnathus typhle (broad-nosed pipefish)
Lineage: Eukaryota; Metazoa; Chordata; Actinopteri; Syngnathiformes; Syngnathidae
Product: sialidase-3-like
Exons: 4
Coding region: 325-1545 (406 amino acids)
Biological process (GO): oligosaccharide catabolic process; ganglioside catabolic process
Cellular component (GO): lysosome; cytoplasm; membrane
Molecular function (GO): exo-alpha-sialidase activity
Source: RefSeq, a predicted model, not a curated record
CUGAUAGGAGUAAAAUUUCUAAUGCUUUACAACAUUAUCGCUUCGAAUGCUUUUCGAGGACGUCAUACUGCGCAUGUGCCACAAUGGCUUCUCGACGUGCAGGGACUUUAUUUGUUUUAAUUUAUAUUUUCGAAUGGGAUCCAUCGUCUCGAUGGAUAUUAUCUACAAGUACGCAGAAAACGACGAGUCAAUAACAAUUAUGGUGCCUCGUGAGCUUCAGUGUCAGCAUCGCUGGAGCUCUUUGCUCCACUUCAUGAAAUGAGACAGUGUGUCGAUCAGCUCAAGGUGACAAAUGUGAAGUGUGACAAGUGACGGAGCAUCAUCAUGGGGAACACGCCAUCAAAGAGCGACGGCGGAGAGGAGCCACCAAAAACAACUUUAUUUGAAAGGGAGCCAAGUGGCAUCACGUACAGAAUCCCCGCUCUCAUCUACCUGAGGCACAGUCGCACCUUUCUUGCUUUUGCAGAAAAGAGGACCUCUUCUCGUGACUGUGAUGCCAAACUUCUGGUUAUGAGAAGAGGGGUGCAGAGUGAUGACGGAUCCGUUCAGUGGCUGUCGAGCGAGGAGUUGUCAACAGCAUGCCUGCCGGACCACCGCACCAUGAACCCCUGCCCCGUUUUUGAAAAAAACACCAGCACUCUGUUUUUAUUCUUCGUCUGCAUCCUUGGCAACACCUCUGAGCACAGGCAGAUCAUCACAGGUAAAAACAAGACACGUCUUUGCUACGUCAGCAGCGGCGACGACGGCCAUACAUGGAGCGAGGCGAACGACGUAACGGAAAGCGUAAUUGGACAAACUAUUCGUAAGUGGGCUACAUUUGCCGUGGGUCCGGGUCACGGGGUCCAGCUGGAGAACGGGAGGUUGAUUAUCCCGGCCUAUGCCUAUUACAUCCCAUAUAAGUGCUUCUCCUUUCCUGUUCCUCGCACGGUUUACCCUCGUGCGCUGACGGUGUACAGCGCGGACUUGGGCAAGACGUGGCACAUAGGCAAGAUGCUCCUCAAGAAGUCGUGUGAGUGCGAGAUGGCGGAGAUCAUUGAUCACGAGGGCCGGAGUCACUUGUACUGCAACGCCCGCAAAUUUCGCGGCCACAGAUGCGAGGCGCUGAGCGAAAACAGCGGCGUCUGCUUCGACAAACCCCGCACGGCCCGAGAGCUGGUAGAACAACCCAAUGGCUGUCAGGGGAGCGUCAUCGGCUUCCCCGCGCCAGAGUUCAUCCCCAGCGAGGACGCCGAGAACAAGACGUGCGACACGUCCCCUCUGUCUCCCGACACUCAAACCUGGCUCCUCUUUAUGCACCCGACCAACAAGCACAGCCGGCGAGACAUGGGCGUGUACUUGAACCGCUCACCCCUUCACUCGCGAGGGUGGGACCGGCCCCAGAUCAUCCACAGCGGGCCCAGCGGCUACUCAGACCUGUCCUACAACCGGGAUAACGAUCAAUUCUCGUGCCUGCUGGAAUGCGGCAAAGAAAGCGAACUCGAGCAGAUUGCGUUCAUGUCGUUCACGCUCAAAGAGGUCAUGCAGACAAACAGGAAAACGUGCUAAAUGAGCCCUGUCGCUUCUGCAAGCUUCACAUCCAAGCAUGAACAAUGCUAUGCUAACAUUGCUCUGUGUUUACUUGUGUCCCUCUUUGUGGAAGUGCGCAUGCAUGCAGAAGUCAUGUGGUCUGAUGUUUACUUACUUACAUGACAUUGUACAUAAGUCCAAUGUGCUACUGUAUUUCCUCAAAUAGUGGCUGGGGUGCAAAUUUGUAAUCAGCGUGUAUUCAAGAGGAGGGCUUUAUUUUUACAGAAGCUUGUGUCAAAUUGGAGCUGUAUUCAGUGUUGUCUUGUCCAGGGAGAAUUCUUACUUGUUGUUUAAAGUGGGAAAAGAAUGUGUAACUUUGAUGCCUCAGCAUUUUAUUUUUUCGUGCUUUUAUUUUUAUUGUUAGUCCCUAUCAGUAAGGCAGUUGAAGUAGGUUUCGCUUUCUGAAGGCGUAAACCGAGAUGGUGAUUAUGAGUCAUUGCAACUUUUCUUGUGACUGCAUGUGACUUGACAAAAAAAAUGAAACCAUGACACUGUAUAUUUUUAGAUUCAUCAUAUCUUCAUUUGUUCAAGAGUUUGAUCUACUCCGCGACCAAUCUAGGCACGUCUAUUAGAGUGGCGGCCACUAUUUGAGGACAUAAGCUAUUUAAGGAACAAAACUGUUUUGUGGGCUGAUUUUACGCAUGCUGCUCUGCCGUUAGCAGGCUUUGUGUCUGUGCGUGCGUGCGUGAGUGCGUCGCAUGCUUGACAAGUGUUCCUUACCGCUUCCCGCGUCUGACAAAACUGUCUACAUUUUGUGGAUUUUUCCUACCUCUUUUUAUUUUCCUUCAAACAAGGAGUGUAGCAUUUCUUCCACAACCCAGCUUUCCUUUUAUUUCAUUGUACUGUACUGCAAUUCACAAAUGCCUUCUCGUGUCAUACAGCCUAUAUCCAAGGGGGGUAGAAGCAAUUUGCCACAUCCAAACUGUGCCAAAUAUAACCAACGAGAUGAUUUUUUUUUUCUCUCUACAUUUGCUCAUUUGAAGCAAAAUGAAUAAAGAAUUUUACGAUUUA